GCUUGUCUCAGUUCUGGUCUCUGCUUAGAUACUUUCUGUAUUAUGUAUUGCUGGGGAAGUAACACAUCUGGCCAGCUGGGCUUAGCUGGUCAGGAGAAUAUACAAGUUAAUUUCCAAGAGAAUGCCUACUUCCAAGACAAACCUGACAUACAAAAAGUGGUAUGUGGUGGGGACCAUGCACUUUUCCUUUUGGAAGAUGGCACAAUUUAUUCUUGUGGUCAACACUCCCAUGGUCAGCUGGGCAGAAGAACUAACACCAACAGCUUAGGACAAAUCUAUGCAUUGGAAGCCCAGAUGAUUGUUGAUGUUAGCUGUGGCAAAAAUCACUCUGUGGCCGUAUGCAAUCAAGGAGAUGUGUAUACUUGGGGAGAAGGAACUGAAGGAGAACUUGGGGCUGGAACAUUGAAACAAACUAAUCCUAUCCCAAAAAGAAUAACUGGCCUUUCAAACAUCAAAAUUUUACAAAUAUCAUGUGGAGAUUAUCAUUCGAUUGUUCUAACAGAAGACGGUAGAGUAUUUUCCUGGGGACAAAAUAAUGCUGGACAGCUUGGCCUAGGCAAACAGACACCGAAUCAAGCUAGCCCACAGCUUGUGAAGUCACUGACGGGAAUUCCACUGGUUCAGGUCAAUGCUGGUGGCUCUCAAAGUUUUGCCCUGUCAAUGUUAGGAACUGUUUUUGUAUGGGGAAGGAAUAAUGCCGGUCAACUGGGAUUCAAGGCUGACUCAUCAAAAGCCAUAUUCAAACCCCAUGCAGUGAACUCUUUGAGAAACCUUGGCGUGGUCUACAUUAGCUGUGGAGACGAACAUACUGCCGUUCUUACUAAGGAUGGCAGUGUGUACACAUUUGGAGACGACACGUAUGGACAGCUUGGUCAAAGCACUGGGAAGUCAAUGCAAGGUCCUCAAAAGAUAGAAGAAUAUGAAGGGCAGGUUUCUCAAGUAGCUUGUGGCAGCUACCACACACUAUUGUAUGUCUUCACUUGUAACCGCGUUGUGUCCUUUGGCCGUGGCUUACAAAAACAACAUGGCGGCUCUCUCAGUGACGACCAGGCACAGCUACCACCAGAUUUCGACAUCAGCAGCCUUGUAUCUGCAAAUGACCUUAUGGAAGUCUCCGUUAAAUGGAUUUUUGCUGGGAAUAAUUCAAGCUUUGCAAGCUCUUCUCGUCAAGAACAGAAGGCCAAAGUAACUUCCAUGGACAGUCUUCAAAAGAUCAGUCGGGUGGACAGGGCUGUUAUCAAGAAGUGGAUGAAAGCAAAAACUGGAACAGAGGAAUACCAAGAAGCAAAGCGAGAAAUAAACACAAUAUUUUCUUCAGCUUCAUGUCUGACUGCAAGUUUUCUAAGACCCUCCAGUCCUCUCCAAUCAUCUCCUCUACAACUGGACUUUGAAGCUGCCAGAAAUGUAUUUGCAGAACUAAACAAGGACAAAAGAAUGUCAGACAUUAUAUGCUCCAGCUUCAAAAGUGAUCUGAUUCCCUGCAUUGAGUCUCUCCCGGUGCUCUAUGAGGCUCUAGCUAUCAUUAUCUUGCUUCCAGAAUGCUCUGUAAUGCAUGACCCGAGCUAUAGCUUGUUGUUGGUGAUCCCCUUUGCAAGCGCUGUGAACAACCUGAACAAAAAUGCUCUGAAGAUAUUAGUAAAACUGUGGUCAUCAAUGAAGGCUCCUGACUUUGAAAAGCAAAUCCAGUUGCUUAAAGCUUCAGUGGUGCGGGCAGUACAGUCAAAUCAGAUGGAUUCCAAGACUAAAGAACUACUGGAAAUGCUGAAGAAGUUGUAUAAGGCAAACAUGAAGGCCAACUGUAUUGUGCCAAUCAACUCGUUCUGUAUUAACGAGCUCUGCCCCUUUAUCAUCCUGCCGAAAGAUCUUAGCAACUGGCGUCUGUGGCAGUCUCGAUCUGACGAGGAUGAGAAUCAAAUGCCAGUGAUAUAUUGUCGUUACCCCUUUAUCUUCAACUUCAUUACCAAGGUUCAAGCUCUUCACAUUGAUUCAGUUCAGAAACAAGAAUUAAUCAAGUUAAAGGCCCAUGAACAAAUUGUGUUGAACAGACUUCAGAUGAAUAGUGACCUUCCUAAAAUACCAAUUUUCCAUCUCAGAGUCAGACGCAGUCACCUGGUAGAAGACACUUUACAUAAACUGAGUAUUGUGGAGGACUGUGACCUUCAGAAGCAGUUGCAGGUGGAAUUCAUCGGUGAGACGUCAUCUAACCCUACAGCUGUUGUUAUAGAAUUUUUCCUCCGCGUUUUUGAAGAGAUGGUUAAUCCGGAUUAUGGAUUGUUCCGCUACUCUGAUCCAUUACUACCAAUGUGGUUCCCAAGCAGUCCAUCAGCAGACAAAAAAAAAUACUUCUACUUUGGUAUAUUGUGUGGACUAGCUAUUUGCAACCAGAUGGUUGUUUAUCUUCCAUUUCCUUUAGCUUUAUUUAAGAAAAUUUUGGAUAAAAAAACAACUUUGGACGAUUUAAAAGAGCUCCAGCCUACUGUUGGACGGAGCAUGCAAGAAAUACUGGAUUAUGGAAAUGAAACUGAAAAUCUGGAAAUAUAUUUCUGUCUGUCUUGGGAGAAUAAAACAGUUGAGCUGAUUCCGACUGGAGCAUCUAUACCAGUAACCAAUUCAAACAAGAACGAUUUUGUUAAUAAAUCAGUCGACUACAUUUUCAACACGUCUGUAGCAGAACCAUUUGAGGAGUUCAAGAGAGGCCUCUACAAAGUCUGCGACAAAGAUGUCCUUUCGUUUUUCCAACCUGACGAGCUCAUGGUGGCUGUUACUGGAACUGAAAAUUAUAACUGGACUAACUUUGAAAUGUUUACCAUUUACCUGGGAAAAUACUCUCGGAACCAUCCAACCAUCAAUAUGUUUUGGAAGGUUUUCCAUGAUUUACCUCUACAGGAGAAAAAGGGAUUUCUUUUUUUCCUAACAGGAAACAACAGGAUUCCUCUAAUUGGGAACCUAGUGAUGAGGAUCUCUAGUUUUGGAGCACCCAAUGAAACCUUCCUUCCAGAAGCACAGACAUGCUUUCAAACACUCCUUCUUCCAGAAUAUUCCAACAUAAAAACUCUCCGACGGAAGCUGCUCCUGGCCAUACGCAACAACAGAGGAUUUGAAAAAAUCUAGAAUGUUCAUAUUUCACUGAUGAAUGAUUUUUCCCUUAUUAUCCUGAAAUUGCUCUGUGAUCUUCCAUAAGCAUAUUUUACUGUUCUUAUAUUUGUGUUAAUGCUUACUUAGUAUAUAGUAAAAAGAAUAACUGAACCAUAUCAGAGGAAAGCAAAAAAAUGCAGAUAUGAGUAAACCUAAUUAAACAAUCGCUACCACUUUGAUUGCUCUUAACAAGGACUCUAGUGUCGUUUGUGCAGUCAACAAGUGAAACCCAUAAAAUCUGUAGUCCAUAUUAGCAUCAUACCAAUAGUCUUCAUAUUGAUGCUUACA
Spea bombifrons (plains spadefoot toad) is the source of this 3423-nucleotide messenger RNA. RefSeq names its product probable E3 ubiquitin-protein ligase HERC6. Gene Ontology annotation, biological process: protein ubiquitination; ubiquitin-dependent protein catabolic process. Gene Ontology annotation, molecular function: ubiquitin protein ligase activity. The coding region runs from base 43 to 3111 and encodes 1022 amino acids. The record is from RefSeq and is a predicted model, not a curated record. Lineage: Eukaryota; Metazoa; Chordata; Amphibia; Anura; Pelobatidae. The transcript has 23 exons.